AUGGCAGAAAAGGGGAGUGGGAAUAUGGAAAAUAACAACUCUGAUGAUGCAGUUUCUGGACGAAUAGAGCAAAUAUUAUGUCAGCCAUGUUCCAGUGAGGAUAAACAAACUGUAGCUGAUGUGUUUUGUUCAACAUGUGACGAGUUUCAGUGUGCAGAAUGUUCAAACGUACAUAACACUCACGCGUUUUUGAGAAAUCACAUACUAGUGAAAGCAAAAGAGGUGAAAACGAAACAAGUUGCGUUUGAUAUGAAAGGAUUAGACCAAUGUGAUGAGCAUCAGAAAGUUUUAGAAUUCUUCUGUGAAGAUGAGAAUCAGCUUUGCUGUAGUACAUGUGCUAUUGUGGAUCACCGGAAAUGUCACAGUGUCGUAGAAAUACAGAAUAUUGCUGGAAGGUCUGCAUCAGCAAGUUCCAAAUUAAAGGUCAAGUUACAUGAAGUAAGAGAGAAGGCUGAAAAGAUCGUUCAAAAUGCCAAGACAUCAAAAGAGCGCCUGGAUCAAGAUGUUGAAGAAGUGUCUUUAACAAUUAGACGAAUGCGUGAUGAUGUAAUGAAAAUGUUUGACGAUUUGGAAGUUUCCAUUGCUAAGGACGCUGAAUCAUUUAAGACAGAGACACUCGAUAAGCUGACAAAGAAGCAGACAGACAGUGAGAAACAUAUUGCUAAUGCAACAAAAUCACUUGAAACAAUCGAUAAUGUUGAUCAGAAUGGGACGCCAUCACAGAAGUUUAUAUUGGAACAGAUAAUGAAGAGACAGGUCGAUGUACUUAGCAGUGACGUUGACAAGGAAUGUCAAAAUUUAGAGACCGUAACCAUUUCGUUUGAUUUUGAUGACACUAUAAAACUGCCCCCACUUCCGAUUUCUUAUUACGUUCCGGGACAACUGACAUUAAAAUGCUCUUCAUCGGAAUCUGUGAAACCUAUAACACCUUUUGAUCCGAUCGUUAAAUUAACGAAGAUUACUUCCAUUGAACUUGAGCAGACUGGAGAUGAUGUCGAGGAACCGUUAUACCCAGGACUGGACUUACUGCCGGAUGGUAGACUGGUUACCAUAGAUAAUAAAAACAAGAAAUGUUUGAUUUACAAUGAGAAGCUUGAGAAAGUAGGAUCAUAUCAGUUAUCAUAUAAACCAAGGAGUGUUGUUGUUGUAUCUGAGGAGGAAGUGGCGCUAACAAGUGGUGGUCUAUACAAGAUAGACUUUCUACGUGUCAGUAAAUCUAAUGAAAUAACUUUGAACAGGACAUGUAAGGUAACGACUAAGUAUGACUCUAUAUGUAUGAAAGAUGAUCGACACUUUGUUGUUGGAACUUACGAUGAUACAAGACCAGUUCGUAUUGUGUCUCUGUCAGGAGAAGAAAAAGAUUUCAAUAUCAACUUUCCAAACAAGAAAUAUCAUUUAAACACUUCUGCUUGUACCUAUAUAAGAAACAGUGACAAAAUUGUUCUCACCGAUAAGAACGAUCAUACUGUCUACAUAUAUGACAUCACGAGCAACACAAGAGUUGUUGUCAAGGACGACCAGAUCAAGGAACCACGUAGUGCAGUAGUAGGUCCAUCCGACUGUAUCCUGGUUUGCAGUAAUGGAACAAACUCCAUCGUACAGAUCUCUCAGACAGGUCGUGUCCUAUCAUCAUACAAGUUGGAUAUGAAAUUGCCAUACAGAGUCUGUGUUUCCAAGAACAAAUCACUUAUUGCUGUCUCAAGUAACAUGAAUGGUGGAAGAAAGUUGCAGCUGUUAAAAGUAACAUAA
Molecule: messenger RNA, 1749 nt
Organism: Mercenaria mercenaria
Lineage: Eukaryota; Metazoa; Mollusca; Bivalvia; Venerida; Veneridae
Exons: 1
Coding region: 1-1749 (582 amino acids)
Molecular function (GO): zinc ion binding
Source: RefSeq, a predicted model, not a curated record